Messenger RNA from Durio zibethinus, 1856 nucleotides. It is a transcript of the gene HBP5, whose product is annotated as SOUL heme-binding family protein. NCBI's taxonomy places the organism in Eukaryota, Viridiplantae, Streptophyta, Magnoliopsida, Malvales, Malvaceae. The record is from RefSeq and is a predicted model, not a curated record.
CAACAACGACCAAUCAUUUCCCUGGCUAACGUUAACCUUUUGCCUCGACUUCAAACCAGAGCCACAACAGUUUCUCCACGUAAACUGGAGGAAAAACACUCGCUUAUUGAACUGGGAAACUCAAAACAACUUGAAAUGGCUACCGUUCACCUUUCAACUCAAAUUCUCAGGCCCGUCACCGCCGCUUUCGUCAGUUUCCGACGAGUUACCACCGUCGGCAUCCCUUCUACCUCUCCUUCUCCUCCUGUAACAAUAUUCAAAACAAGAAAAGAAGCCAUUCCCACGAACCAGAAGUUCAAGUGGGCACGUAAAUUAAGCCUAGUGGACCAAAGCAGCCCGCCAAAGCCAACUGUUGAUGUUGAAGGGCUAGUUAGUUUCUUGUAUGAUGAUCUUCCCCAUCUCUUUGAUGAUCAAGGGAUUGAUCGGACGGCAUAUGACGAGCAGGUCAAGUUCAGGGACCCAAUAACAAAGCAUGAUUCGAUCAGUGGUUAUUUGUUUAACAUUUCUUUGUUGAAGGUCCUCUUUAGACCUUUCUUUCAAUUGCAUUGGGUCAAGCAGACAGGACCUUAUGAGAUAACAACAAGGUGGACUAUGGUGAUGAAGUUCAUGCUUUUGCCUUGGAAACCUGAACUGAUCUUUACUGGAACUUCUGUCAUGGGCAUUAACCCUAAGAAUGGAAAGUUUUGUAGCCAUGUGGACUUUUGGGAUUCUAUAGAGAAUAAUGAGUAUUUUUCGCUGGAAGGUUUAUGGGAAGUGUUUAGGCAGUUGCGGAUUUAUAAGACUCCUGACUUGGAGACACCCAGAUAUCGGAUACUGAAGAGGACUGCAAACUAUGAGGUAAGGAAAUAUGCACCAUUCAUAGUGGUAGAAACAAAUGGAGACAAGCUGUCAGGGUCAACUGGCUUUAAUGCUGUUGCUGGGUAUAUCUUUGGUAAGAAUUCUACAACAGAGAAGAUACCAAUGACUACUCCGGUCUUCACCCAGGCACUUGAUCCUGAAUUAUCUGAGGUGUCCAUCCAAAUUGUUCUUCCAUUGGGGAAAGAUAUAAGCAGUCUGCCAGAUCCUAGUCAAGAAACAGUUAACUUGAGAAAGGUAGAAGGAGGGAUUGCUGCAGCAUUGAAGUUCAGUGGAAAACCAACAGAGGAUGUUGUUUGUGAGAAAGAGAAAGUAUUGCGCUCUAGUCUUGUUAGAGACGGUCUUAAACCUAGGAUGGGUUGUUUGCUUGCCCGCUACAAUGAUCCAGGACGAACAUGGAGCUUUACAAUGAGAAAUGAAGUGCUAAUUUGGCUUGAGGAGUUCACUUUGGAUUAGCAAGACCGCUCCCUGCAGAAUGUCAUUCUUCCCGAUCUUGAAUUGACCAUGACACUUUCUUGUAAGUUUAAAUUAAGGAAACAGUAUAGGCUUUCCCUGAAAGAAUUUUUCAGUUAGCUGAGAAACUUGCAAUGUAAAAAGCAUUUUGUUCCUUCCUAAAUUGUUGGACAUGUAGCAAAAUAAACUAUCCAAAAGUGAAAACUGUAUAAACCUGGGCACUCUCUAUAAUCAAUAUCAGAGGACAGUUAAGAUCAAACCAAACAGUAUACACUCUCCAGCAGCAGUGCCUUUGAUUUGCAAUAUGUAAAUUAACUUACAAGCUGAAGCUAUAUUACCUAAUGGGCCUUCUAACUUCCUCAUCUGAUUAAUUGCUGUCAAAAUUCAGUAAAAUUUCUAUUGAGCGAUUGUUGCAUGCAUGAAAAUCUUGCCUUUUAAGUUUGCAUUAGUGAGCUGAAGCAUGAUGCUUUCGUUCAUUCAUGUCGACAACAGCUAGGCAUGGACCCUUAUGAAUAUUCAAGCCAUGUCUCAAGGUGAUGGAGAAGAAA